AUGGGGGUGUUCCUCUUAUCUCAGACUGUGGUUGGGAUUCUGGGUAAUUUCUCUCUGCUCUACCAUUAUGUAUUCCUUUUCUGCAUGGGGAACAGAAUGAGAGGCACAGACUUGAUUCUUAUGCACUUAAUUGUGGCUAACUUCUUAAAUCUUCUGUGUAGGGGCAUUCCCCAAACCAUGGUGGCUUGGGGCUGGAGAUAUUUCCUCAGUGAUCUGGGGUGCAAACUGGUCUUCUAUCUUCACCGAGUGGGCAGGGGUAUGGCGAUUGGUAGCAUUUGCUUCCUGAGUGUCUUCCAGGCUGUCAGCAUCAGCCCCGGGGACUCCCGGUGUGCAUGGCUGAAGGGGAGAGCCCACAAGCACAUUGUCUCCAUGGUCUACCUCAGCUGGGGGGUCAGCCUCCUGGUGAACAUUACUUUCCUCAUAUACAUAACUGGACCUAAAACAGAUGAAAACAUGACUAUCGUAAAAGACUAUGGAUACUGUUCCUCCAUGCUUAAAAACCCAGCUGCAGAUGUACUGCUCAUAGUCUUGCUCUCAGUGGCUGAUGUUCUGGGCCUGGGGCUCAUGCUCUGGGCCAGCAUCUCCAUGCUCUUCGUCCUCUACACACACAAGCAGAGAAUGCAGCACAUCCAGAGGACCAGUGUCUCCUGCAGAGCCUCUCCUGAGUCCAGAGCUACCAAAAACAUCCUUCUCCUCGUGAGCACCUUUGUGUCCUUUUAUACCUGGUCCUGCAUCUGUCAGAUCUACAUGGCUAUGACUUACAACCCCAGCCCUGUGCUGCACCAUAUGGCCGCUUUUGCUAUGGGCUGUUUCCCAGCUGUCAGCCCUUUUCUGCUCAUGAGUGGUCGCUCCACUCCCUACAGCCUGUGCUUUGCCUGCAGGAGGAGGAGGAAAGUGGUCCUCCCCUGAGGAACACACAAAGGUUCAUU
Molecule: messenger RNA, 929 nt
Organism: Perognathus longimembris pacificus (Pacific pocket mouse)
Lineage: Eukaryota; Metazoa; Chordata; Mammalia; Rodentia; Heteromyidae
Product: vomeronasal type-1 receptor 4-like
Exons: 1
Coding region: 1-909 (302 amino acids)
Biological process (GO): G protein-coupled receptor signaling pathway
Cellular component (GO): membrane
Molecular function (GO): pheromone receptor activity
Source: RefSeq, a predicted model, not a curated record